GGUACUCGUACCGUUGACACACUCACCAAAAAGACUUCACUUAUCACCACAAACUGUACCUACCAACUCUCAACAGAAUUCAAAGAUCAACCUAUAUUCAUCCAAACUUUUGAUACUAUAUAUUACAUCCCAUAUUUCUAAUCUAUAAAAACAUCCUUCAAAAUCAAACUAUACACUAAAAACUAUGAAUUCUGACAAUCCCAAAUCAUCAGAACUUCAUGUAGCUGUGUUUGCUUUUCCAUUUGGAACACAUGCUACCCCACUUCUAAACAUAACCAAAAGACUAGCAUCAUUUGCACCUAAUGUCAUUUUCUCAUUCUUUAGUACUUAUGAAUCUAACACAAAAACUUUUGCAGGGUCUAAAAAAGGUCUUAAUGAGGAUGAUCAUGACCAAAACUCAUUGAUGCCUAAUAUUAAGGCUUAUGAUGUGUGGGAUGGUUUGCCAAAAGAGUAUGUUUUUAAGGGUAAUCCCUUGGAAAUCAUUGAGCUUUUUAUGGUCUCAGCCCCGGCAACGUUGCGAAAGGCGGUUGCCGAGGCCGAGGAGGAUAGAGGGAGGAAGGUGAGUUGCAUGUUUGGAGAUGCAUUCUUGUGGUUUGUGGUAGAGAUGGCAGAAGAGAAAAGGGUGCCUUGGGUGCCAGCUUAUACUUCUGAAGAACAUUCACUUUCUGCUCAUGUUUAUACUGAUCUUAUUAGGGAAAAGAUUGGAAUGCAAGACAUUGCUGAAAAAAGGAAGGAUGAGCUGUUAGAAUUUGUUCCAGGAAUGUCAAAAAUUAGAGUAAAAGAUUUACCAGAUGGUAUUGUAAUGGGAAAUUCUGAUUCCUUUUUUGCAAAGAUGGUUCACCAAAUGGCUCGAGUCUUGCCUCGUGCAGCUGCAGUGUGUGUUAGUACAUGUGCAGAGUUCAACUCUGCUGCACUGAAUGAUUUAAAGUCUAAGCUGCCAAACUUGCUUUGUCUUGGACCUCUUAGUCUGAUGAUGCCACCCCCAAAAACUCCUGACAACUAUAAUUGCAUAGCUUGGCUGGACAAACAGCAGGAAGAGGCUCAUAACAAUUCAGCGGUGGUUGCGUAUGUUAGUUUUGGAUCAGUUGUGAGGCCUAGUCCAAGUGAGAUUGCAGCUCUUGCUCAAGGAUUGGAAGCAAGUGGAGUCAAGUUUAUAUGGUCUCUUAAGGACAAUUUCAAGGAACAUCUGCCACAUGGAUUUCUUGAAAACAACAAGGAGAAAGGGAUGGUAGUAUCAUGGGCACCACAAACAGAUAUAUUGGCACAUAAAACAGUGGGAGUAUUCAUAACCCAUUUUGGUCACAACUCCAUAAUGGAAAGCAUAGUUUCUGAAGUUCCGAUGAUCGGAAGGCCAUUUAUCGGUGAACAAAAGUUGAAUGGACGACUAGUGGAAGCCAUGUGGGAGAUAGGUCUAGAAGUCGAAGGCGGAGUUUUCACCAAGGAAGGAGUUGUUAAGAGUCUGGAAAGAAUUGUAUGGGGUAAUGAAGGCAAGAAAAUGAAAGAAAACAUCAGAGGUCAAAAAAAGCUGCUAGAAAAGGCCAUUAGUACUGAAGGAAGCUGCAAUGAUGAUUUCAAGAAGUUGUCAGAUGUUGUGAGCAAGUCAUGUUAAAGCCAGGCUGCCAUAGCUAGAGGCUAACAGGCUUAACGGCAAAGCUUCUGUGAACACUAACACACCCGAAACGUCAACGUUCAUUCUUCCUAAUGAGACUACAGUUCACAGAACUAAUAUCUAACUACUUCUAUAUAACUGCAUACUAGAUUGCAGGAAGAACUAGUAUCAAACAUCUGAACAAAACCACUGAGGUUGUGUUUUGGAGCUAAGUAUGUAAUGUUAUGAAUUUUAUGAUUACCUUCAAAAAAAUCUAAAGAAGAUUCAGGAUGUAAAACAUGAAGCUGGAUGAAUAUCCUAUGGGUUGGACUAUAUGAUAUGUCAUUUCAAAUCUUAUUACGCAUUCUAGAAUA
Molecule: messenger RNA, 1962 nt
Organism: Beta vulgaris subsp. vulgaris (sugar beet)
Lineage: Eukaryota; Viridiplantae; Streptophyta; Magnoliopsida; Caryophyllales; Amaranthaceae
Product: anthocyanidin 3-O-glucosyltransferase 7
Exons: 3
Coding region: 185-1609 (474 amino acids)
Molecular function (GO): UDP-glycosyltransferase activity
Source: RefSeq, a predicted model, not a curated record